AUGACGAACGACACGCGUAAUAAAUCUGUGAACGCGAUAUUGAAUAGGGUACACGUGAGCAAGGCUUCAAGGCAGCUGCAAACAAGACUCAAGCUGGCGUCUUACAAAGCUCGUAAUGGACUGGUGAAUACGCCUGUGGAUUCUAUACUCAGCACCAGUCAAAUGCCACCGCCGAAUUCAUUGAGAUCGCCAAACGGUGUAAACGCUUCAAAUACCUUUAAAUCACCCAAGUCACCUAAGAGGAGUGUAAAUACGCGUAGAAUUAGCUGUAAUAACGCGUCACCCGGUCUACCCGUGUCAACGGCCACGUCCCACGACAGCGAAUCAAUGAACGCGGCAAGUGCUUUAACAAGUCUAUUCCAUUCACCGGGCUAUAACAGGGGACAGUCUCUCAGGCAUUUAUCUACGGCGAAUUCCACGCCCACGGCAACUGCGACGCCCACACACACUUCAACACCCACAAAUACUCAACAUCCAGACGAAGCAGAUGCUCAGCUGAUGCUCUUCCUAGCUACUUCCCCUUCGCCAGCUAAACCAGAUAAGCACAAGUCAAACGCGUACAACAAGCUCAACAACGUCGACUUGGCUCAAUGGAUCCAUAGCCCUCACACGAACACCAGGAAUUAG
Wallemia ichthyophaga EXF-994 is the source of this 627-nucleotide messenger RNA. RefSeq lists its product as uncharacterized. The transcript is spliced from 2 exons. The record is from RefSeq and is a predicted model, not a curated record. NCBI's taxonomy places the organism in Eukaryota, Fungi, Basidiomycota, Wallemiomycetes, Wallemiales, Wallemiaceae. The coding region runs from base 1 to 627 and encodes 208 amino acids.